Molecule: messenger RNA, 2430 nt
Organism: Penicillium samsonianum
Lineage: Eukaryota; Fungi; Ascomycota; Eurotiomycetes; Eurotiales; Aspergillaceae
Product: FAD-dependent oxidoreductase
Exons: 4
Coding region: 1-2430 (809 amino acids)
Molecular function (GO): FAD binding
Source: RefSeq, a predicted model, not a curated record
AUGCCAGCCGAUGAAAAACCGCGGUUUCGCGUGAUUAUUGUUGGCGGUGGUAUUACUGGACUCACCCUGGCCAAUUCUCUCCAACAUGCCGGGGUCGAAUUCUUAGUAUUAGAGACAAGAUCCGAAAUUGCUCCUCAGGUCGGGGCUUCAAUUGGGCUUGCGCCAAAUGGAAGUCGGAUUCUCGACCAAUUGUUUUGCUAUGAGGACAUGGAGAAGCUGGCAGAGCCAGUGCAAUCGGCGGGAUAUCAUAACGCAAAUGGGGAAGAACUGUGUCCAAGGACUGAUGGCUUCCAACUCAUCCAGGCUCGGACCAAUUAUCCAGUGUGCUUUUUGGAUCGCCAGAAAGUGUUGCAAAUCCUGGCGGAACAUCUUCAAGAUCCACAUCGUGUUCUUCUAAACAAGAAGGUGGUAAAAAUAGAUCAUUUUCCCGAGAGGGUGGUCGUGCACUGUACGGAUGGAACUUCCUACGCCGGUGAUAUUGUGGUCGGUGCCGAUGGUGUCGCGAGUCGAGUUCGACGAGAGAUGUGGCGAGCAGCAGAGUCAGACAUAUCCUUAGGCGAGAAGAGUUCUAUGUCGGCGGAAUACAAGUGUCUUUUCGGUAUCUCAUCUGGCCAUCCAGAACUUCGUGCCGGCCACUUGAACAUCACGCAUGCCAAAGACGUGUCAAGCCUUGUUAUAGUCGGCAAAGGAGGCCGAACUUUUUGGUUUCUCUUUAAACGGAUGCCCCAAAUUUACAAAAGCCAAAAUAUUCCGCGAUUCACAGCUUCCGACGCCGAAACACUGGCACAGCAACAUUUCGAGCUCGGAAUUCAGCCUCGAGGUGGGCUGACCUUUCUUGAUAUCUGGCGUCGACGAACUACCUUCACUCUAAUGGCCCUAGAAGAAGCUGACUUCACCACCUGGACUUGGGGGCGAUUUGCCUGUGUUGGGGACAGUGUGCACAAAAUGACCCCUAAUAUGGGUUCCGGGGGUAUGGCCGCCAUCGAAAGCGCAGCUGCUCUGGCUAAUGUGAUACACUCUCUGAUCACUCAGUAUAAAUCUCCAGCGCUGGAUCAUGUUCAGAAUGCACUGGCCGCAUUCCAGGAGGGUCGGAAAUCCCGAGCUUCGGAGGCAGUUCGGGCAUCGAACGAACUGACGCGCAUACAGGCCAUGCGCGGGCUAAAGGAGCAACUUAUUGUCAAGUUUGGCAUUCCCUAUGGCGGCGACCAGCUGCUCAACAAGGUCUGUGAUACGUAUAUAGGGGCCACGUCCUUGGAUUUUCUCCCUCUACCUCCGCGGGCUCAAGUGACGAACAUGCCUCUGAACCCUCCUUCUGCCCUUUUACUGCAGGAGUCCAAAUGGUAUCGAGCACUCAAGGCCCUCCCAUUUUUGCUCCUUUCUGGACUCUGUUUUCGGGCCCUGAUCGCACUCAUUCCCUUUGACGCGCUCAACAGUAUGGUCAACUCGCGAGUUAUCACUUGGGGUGAGUCGUUCUCAUUUAACAUCUUGGAUCGGUUCUAUGGAAUUCCGAUUCUGGAUGAUCUUGCACGACCGGCCACAGUGCUCUUCUCACCGUCCUCGUUUGCAUACGAUCCCGUCAGCUGGGUUCAAAUGUUUACUUUCCUAGCCGACAUUGGGCUCGUCUAUGCCAUAGUUCUGAUAGAAUCUGCCCGGCGUGCAAAUGCCAUGAGUCUACUCCAUUUCCCCAUGAUCUUCGGUAUGGCCUCUUUCCGCGGCAUCGGGGCCAUCAUGCCUGUAUAUUACUUUCUCCACUGUGUCUUCUGUCCAGUGCAGGAACUCAGCGCUGCUGACUUGCGUCUCACCGAUCUCGCCUACACGAAAUCCAUCCUACCUAUGAUGCUCAUCGGAUUUUAUGCGCCAUAUUUCCUUGUCUACUUGGGUCCCACGCUGACCCAUCGCCACAUCGGAAUCUGGCUGUGGCACAUGUUCCCCAUAUGGAUAUCCCUUGGACAGUGGAUCCUAGCCCGCACCGUGAUGGCUAACACCAUGCCGACAGAUCGUCUUCAUCAGCCGAUGCGAGAUAUCCGCACCAUCCGCGUCACAAUCGGCUCUCUGGCCCUUAUCUCUGCCGGUAUCUAUAUUUACUGCGUAACAUCGACUAGUCUGUCCCUUUGGGAGGUCUUUGUACCGCGGACGAACUCUCUCCGUACCUUCGAUGGGGCAGUCCGGGCAUUUCUCCAAUGGGAUCAGAUAUACUUUGCUGCUGCCUCUCUUCUCUGGAUCACGUAUCUCUUCGGAAUGUUAUACAGCACUGGGUAUUCGACGGUGCAUUGGACUGCGGUGUUCGGGAUCUUAGUCUGUCUGUCGGCAGUUCUGGGAACGGGCGCGGCAACGGCUAUAGGGUGGCUCUGGCGAGAGGAGUUGUUGGUGCGACGCAGGCCAUUUCGGAUUGAUUCUCGGAAAUCUGUGGAUUUCAAACGUCAUAGGUGA